GACCGGCAGGGCAUCAGCCGCUUCGCGCCCUCCUCCGCCCGCCAGCGAGCAGUCGGGAAGGCGCUAUCAGAGAGUGCGCUUGCGUGUGUCUGUGUCCCUCCGCCCCUUCCCGGGCCGCGGUGUGUGCGUGCGCGUAAAAAGUGCGUGGUCGCAGCGGGCGAGCGCCGGGCCAGCCGCUCCGGCAGUCGCGACCCACCGUCCGUCCACACGCGUCUCGCUUCUCCUCCGCCGCUGCCGAAGACGGCGCUGCAGACGCCGACCAAAACACGAACACUCAGGGGCGUGACAUGAGCUUCGCGGGCCUCCUCGUUCACAGCUGCGCCGGCUUUGCGUCUCCGUGACUUUCCAGAGAUCACUGCGUCGUCCCUGAGGUAGCAACGGGUCCGUCCACAAUGGGGAGCACAUCUCAACAGUACUGUCUACGUUGGAACAACCAUCGAGCAAAUUUGCUGGCUGUUUUUGAUGAUCUCCUCCGCAGUGAAGCUUUCACAGACGUUACUCUAGCAUGUGAGGGUGGAACUUCAGUCAAAUGCCACAAAAUGGUGUUGGCUGCGUGUUCUACCUACUUUCAAUCCCUGUUUUCUGAAGUGCCGUGCCAGCACCCAGUCGUAGUGCUCAAGGACGUCAAGUAUGGUGAGAUGAAGGCGAUACUCGAGUACAUGUACAGAGGUGAAGUGAAUGUUGCACAAGAUCACUUGGCUGCCUUGCUAAAAGUAGCUGAGGCACUCAAAGUCAAGGGUCUCGUCGAAGAAAAUGGCCCUCUGGCUGGACGACACGGCCAUUUACAUGGCCACAGCCACGAUCGCCGUCCUGAUGAUGUGGGGCCCGCUCACUCCCCACCUGGUACCACGACACCUGCGGCGGCUCCACACAGCAGUGUUUCUCCGACAAACCCUUCGGGGGCAACUUCAGGAGCGACUGCAGGCUUCGAUCGCUCCGGACCUUACAAUCUGUAUGGUAAAUCCCCCGUCGGAGAACGAACUGGUGCCGGAGGAGGUGGGGGACGCUUGUCACUGCCAGUGUGGGCAGUUCCGGGGCUGCCCUUGCCUCACCAUCCGGCACCGAUUCCCCCACCGAGUCACCCACACGCAGCAGCAGCUGGUGUUCUUGGAGGCUGCUACGAUGCGGCUUCAGAUAUGUCUCCACUGAAACGCAAGAAACUCCAGAGCCUCCUGCUGAGUCGAGACACACCCAUACUUCGCACUGUGCUCGGACAGGGACAGGGCCAAGCUGACUCUUCCCAGCAGCCGAUGUCUCUCGUAUGUCAACCUGACAGCCAUGAACGCGUGAAUUCCAAUGGAUCAGAUAUUGAUACUGACAGGCAAAUUGUGAAGGCAGAACAGUCUGUUGAAGAGGAAAGGUCACCUUAUACUGAUAUAUCUAACAUGGAUGAAGAUAUCAGUGAGAAGAACAAUAAAAUGAUGCUUUCACAGACUUUCCCUAAUGACAUGAGAGAAAAUAUGUGUAACACAGCUGUAUCAUCUGGAAUAGCAACAUACGUCCCUACGCAGAAACCAGAAUGGAAACGCUAUAAACAGUACACACGGAAUGAUAUAAUGUCAGCUAUUGAGGCAGUACGGACAGGUAUGAGUGCAUUACAAGCUGCCCGCAAAUAUGGUGUUCCUUCACGCACACUUUAUGACAAGGUGAAGAAAAUGGGAAUUACAACAAGUCGACCUUUCAACAAGAGAGGUUCCAAUGUCAGUCCUGGAGGAUAUUUCCCCUAUGGAGGAAAUGGAGGUUCCAGUGCUGUUUUUGGAGGAGGUGGAACAUCAGAAGGUGAUGACCAGGUACCAACAAUGGAACCACUUUUCCUGCAGCAUGCACUUGAUGGCAUGAAACGUGAAAUUGGAGAACGUGAAGUUGCAGUAGCGGCCGCUGCAGCUGCAGCAGUAGCAGCUUCAGCAGGUGGCCCUGGGUCUGGAGGAGGAUCAUCAAGUCCAGGUGAGAAUGGACGCUCCCCCAGUCCUGGGCUUGGGCACAGCCCAAAAUAUGGUAGCCAUGAUAGUGCAACACCAAGCCCACCAGGUGACGGUUCUCAGCCUGGUACAGUUUCCACACCAGUAGCAGAUGAGGACAGAGUUGAAGAUCUGUCGGUAGCGGGUACUCGUAACAAAGAUGGAUUGUCAGCAACUCGAGUAAUAGUCCCAUUGGCUGGAAGGAAGGAUGAUGAUCAGCCGUUGCCUUCAAUGCAACAGCAGCAACAUCAACAUCAGCAACACCAGCCACAGAUCCAGCAACACAACAGCCUCGAAGGCACUUCUGCUGCAGACUGAUAUACAGUACCUCGGCAAGUGUUUACACAAUGCCACGAGACUGUCAUACUCUGAAGACUGCUGUAGUUAAGUAGAAUACCAGAUUUUUAAUUUGUUGUUACAGCUUCAUUUUACACACGUACUGAUUAUAUGGUUGUAGUAAACUGUUCAUGCAUUUAUUAUCUUUGUGCAAUAUUAUUUAUGUUGAAUUGUAUCAGAGUCUACAUUUGAAGGACAACUAAGAAGUAAACUUCAAAAUAAUAUUUUUUGGAAUUUUAGUGGCAUUAUUCCUUUCUUUGUAGGUGACGAGUGAAGCAGCAAUUAUUUACAAGCACACAUUAAGAAUGAAAUUAUUUUCUUUUUUGUUAUAUAACAUAAUUUUUGUGAUUUUGCUUGCCGUCAGAUUAGUGUGAUGUAAUUGUGAAUGUGAUUUUAUUCGUGUUUGACACACAUGUGAUAAAAUGGGCAUUAUACUAUAAGAUUUACUUUUUUGUGGUCAGGUAACAUUAUAGUUAUUAAGAACAUCUAUAUAACGUUAAACUGCAAUAGCCAAGGAAAAGAGUAAUUUCCUCUCUGUGGUCAGUAAACAAAGUUUAAUGUAGAAAUAUAUUUAUAAAAGAUGUAACUUUGCUUUCUGACUAGAGUAAACUUUAAUCAAAUCUGUAUAGGAUUUUAAUGACAGAUUCUUUAAACUAUAGAAAUAUUUUAUGGCCAAGUGUCUUGUAGGUCAUAACACACAUACAUAUAUAUAUAUAUGCGUACAUAGAUUAUGACAAACCUGCUUUUCAUCAAGACAAGAAAGUUUAAGAAACAAUGUGCAAUAUUUUUAAAUAUUCCAACUUCAGUAUUUUUAUAUACAUAGACACAAUUACACCACAUUUGAGUAUCUCAACAGUAAGUAAUCACUUCACUUAGAAAGUCUUACUUACUUAUAUUAAGAUUCAUGACUCAGUAAUUGCUGCUUUACUUGCAGAGUUUGUGUUGUUAUAUUUUCAAAGCACUGAGGAUAAUUAGAAUAGAGCAAUUAUUAUUGUUCACUUAGUAUUCAUUCUGUUGUUGAAAUAUCAUAUCUGAUUGCUAUGUCGAUCAAACUCUAUGUGCCUUAUCAGGAUUAUCAUACAUCACUGAUAAUCUUCAGAAUAUCAGUCAUUGUUUACUUUUUGUUAUUGGUGUAACUACCAUUUAAUUAGCUGUUGGGCAAGUAUGGAGAAACCUGCUAUGGAAAUAAUCACAGUUUGUUGUGAACAUGUUAUAGUAGUUUAUGUAGGCACUGUCAACCUUGUUGAUUGCCCUAAGCCAUCAGUCAUCAUUGUCAUUUAUAUAGUUGUUUUAUAGUAACUUUAUGACUUUUACAUAUAAUGUUAUGUAUUAUAAUGUGGAUAAUUGGAGGGAGUGAUCAAAAAUGAAAAUACAUCCAAGUAAAGAUGGAGUGAGAAAAAGAGGAGAAAUAUAGUAUUCCUAGAUGACAACAGAGUGACAGAGACAAACAGAAAGGGAAGAGACUCUUGAGUUUUCAGAACCUGGAGUCCCUCCAUCUGGAAAAAUAAACAGAGAAAGGACACAGUAAAUGAAUCUUAUUAAAAGACUAUAUGUAUUCAUAAUUCACUCCUUGACAGUCUUCUCUUUCACUCAUUUCUUGUCUCUUCAUUCCUUCUGUUUACGCUGUUUCUUCUUCACUGCUUUGCUACAUUUUUCUUGUUUUUAUUCUCUCAUCAAGACCAAUCUAUCUUUGUCUCUAUUAGGCAUCUCUUUUAGUUUUUUGUUCCCUAAUCUUAUACUAUUUAACUGCUCACUCUUCUUGUUUCAGUAUUUCUAAAGUUUCAUUGUUUUGUAUAUUGUUAUUUUUUCAUUACUGUGCUGCUUUCCAACUUCCCAUGCCAUGUCAUGUCUUUCUAGUUUGUGUAGUUUUGGGUAAGUUUCCUAUUGAAUUCCUUAAAGAACUCUUCCUUUGUAACUCCUUUAAAAUGAACGAAGUUCUGAUAACUUGUGAAUCUGUUGUCUUUCAGUAUGUACCCAUCAAUAUGCUGCUUCUUAGAAAGUAGGUUUUUUCCCCUUUCUCUCUCUCUCUCUCUCCCUCUUUUAUUUGGGUGGUAGAUAUGACAGUGUGAACUAUUCUCAAACAAGUAAAAAAAGUUUGACAUGCUAUAAAACAAAUUUCUUUCAAAAUAUUUCCUUUUGCAUACCAAAGUAGACUGAUUUCUGCACAGAAUAAAGUAUAAGCUCAUAGCCAUUUCUGGAAAAUGAGGAAAAAGAGAAUAAGUGAAUGUAAUGUACUGAAACUUCGCCAUUCUUGCACAAAAGCUAGUAAAUACUGUUUUAAUUUGUGAAGUGAAACAUUCAAUGUUACAGGUGUCAUUCACGCAUUUCACUAUUUGUACUCAAAUAUUUAAGACUUUCUUGCCUUACAUGGAUGACAAAACUAUCAGCAGUCAUGUAUCUUCAAUUUUUUUUUCUUUUUUUCUUUUUUUUUCCUUUUUUUGUACUGGUAUCAUUUUAUGUGACACCUAAAAUUGGUUCUGAUUCAUACACAAUCUACAUCUGAAUACGUUCUCUGCAAACCACUGUCAAGUACAUGGCACAUGGCAGAGCGUGUAUAUAAUAUUUGCAUUACUAUCCAGCCAUUUACAUCUAAAAGUUUUGAUAGUGAGAACAAUAUUUUAUGCAUGGAGAAAACUGUAGCAGUUCGUAUGUAAGACAAUAGCUAUUUAAAGAUGAAGGAUGCAAGUUUAAAAUCCUUUUAGGACAAUAUUGUGUAAUAUUGAGCAGAGGAAAGAGAUGUUGCAAGUAAUUUUCCACAAGUUGUUACAGUGAAUUCUUUUCUUUAUUCACAAUUAUUCUAGUAGAAAAAAUCAGUGAUUUAUUAGUAGGGAACCUGGCCAAACUUUCUAGAUUCAUUUGCUACUUGGAUGUGGUAUGUUCGCACUGUCAGAUUCUAUUCUGGUUAAUUGUUACAACCAUAAAUCAUGAAAAUGUUUUUUUAAGUAAAAUUGUAACUAAGAGUUGGUAAACGUUUAAAGAACUAGAGGUUUGAUGUUUUCUGUACUGUGUCCACCUUGUUAUCAAUAAGAUUUUUUCAUAGUUCAGAUAAUGCAAAUGUAAUUUGCUUUCUGUUGUAGGUACUAAAGUUAUAUCAGUAGGCCAAAAUAUUUACUGGAAUACUGGUGACUGGAUCAUAGCCCUUUAGAGUGCUACCAUAAUUCUCUUGAAAUGUUGAAAUGCUGUGGUGUAACAAAUGUUACAGUAAUUCCUUCUCAUUUUUCACCUGUUUCUUUUCCUGUGUACAAGUGUACGUUGUUUGUUGGCAUAUUGAAUCUUUCUGUUAUUGGCUGCUUUUCUUCCUCUUUAGCAUGAACGUGAGACUGAUUUGCAUUGUUAUAUUCAUAGUUUCAAUAUCGGUUAACUUUUCCAAUAUUAGUUAGCAUGCUACAGAGUUUCUGUCUGUUUUUUGCAUAUAUUUAAUGGAACUGUGGCAGCCCAAGAAGUUCUCUACCAGUUGUUUCAGUCUCACAGUGACUACAUAUUGAUCAAUUAUUAUUGUAUUCACUAACUGUGGUAUUGUGUAAUAGAACACAAUAAAUGUUUUGAUAUUUGUAGUACACCAAGUUAAAAAUGUGUGCACAUUGUUUCAUUCACGCAGGAAAUUGCAGUAGGCACUGUUUACAAAUAUUCAUGAGAAGGGUUAAACGCGUUUCUUUACUUAUCACCUUCCUUCAAAUUGAUUUAUUUUCCAUAAUCUUAAUGAAAUCUGUUUUUAUGUCAUUAAAGACUUGUCUUCAUCUUUGCACACUCAUUUCUUCAGUUACAAAAGCACUUUCAUUCAUAACAUCUUGUUGUUCAUCAAAAUAGGUUUUGACCCCAUAUUUGUAGUUUGCACCAUAUGAAAUAAGACAUCCACAGAAUUAUUAAUAUGAUGUAGCUCACUAUCUGAUUUUGUAGAUUAAAACUGAUCAAUCCUUCUGACAGAUUGUAGAAGUAUAGCUUGUUAGCACUCUUACAUUUUAUGUACUGUGCUGUGCCAUCUGAACUACCCAGGCAUACUUUACUGGAACUUUUAGUGCUCAUCACUUACUCUCUAAAUAGCUGGUAAGCUUAAAUUUUCUUUCUGCAUUGUGUUUUAACCAGUCUUGUGUUCAUUUUGAUGGUGCAUCCAUGUAAAACAGUAAGUCUGUUUCUUAAGAGAUUAAGCAAGCAAAAGAGUGUGAACCCAGUCACCAGCAACAGGGAAUUUAAAUGGCUGUUUGAUCAUUAGCAAUUAUUGCACACUAUGUGUUCAUGAUAUGAAUUUCAAUUCUGCCAUAAACUUAACUUUUUGUCAUCAGGAGGGACCAGAUAAGGGAAGACUUUUUGUGUCAGAAACUGUCACAAUAUAAAAUGUUUCCAUUCGUUUAAAGGAAGCAUAAUCAUAAGACUGACAUAGAUUCACAUAAUUUAUAUUUUACAAUUAGGUUUUAAUGAAAGGCUGUUGGACAUGUGACUGUGAUACACUCAGGUGGUAUCUAAUGUCAAAACUUUCGCCAAUAUCACACAGCUGUAACAGUUUGCAUACUGGAGCAGAAGUGUAAUAAUGAGACUGAAUCAUAUAUUUUUAUUUUUUGUUUCUGUUUUUUUUUCUUUUUCUGAAAGGUGUGAGGAUUAAAGACUUAUUUAUGUAGAAUAAUUUAAAUAGCUGUUCUUUGAGUACAUUCAAAAAGUUAAAUGACUGAAUAAGUACAGUUGUGUAAUGUCCUCUAAUGUUGUAAUGUACUUGUACUUUGUGGUCUCCCUGAAUAAUAGCAACAUAUGAGACAGUAUAGCUUACCAGCUUAAAAUGAAAUGCUUGUGUAAAUAACUUACUGUUAUUGGGUAUCUGUUUAAUAUUGAUGCUGUUAGUAAUUGAGUUGCCAAGUAUGUGUCAGUGAUAGGGUAAAACCAUUGUAAAAAUAAUUUUGUUUAGCAAGACUGACAGCACAGUGAAGUUUAGGAUAAAGUAGUAACUGUAACUAGUAAUCAAUCACUGUGUGUAGUUUACUUGAUUUUGUUAUAAUGAGAAAGUUUAACUCUAUUUAUAACUGUAUUACCUGAUUCUUCAUUUAUUCCAGAAAUCCUGUGAAUUCUGUAGCAUAUUGAUGGUUUGGGUAGAACAACAUUAAAAUUUAUGAACUUCUUAUUUAAAACUUAUACACUUUUGCUGUAGAAUAUUGGGAAAUUAUUGGAAAUGUUGAUAUAAUUUUCUGUAAAUUGGUUUUGGACAUAUUAUAUGAGAAACAGCUAACACACUUUGUAGGUAUUCAGUUGCAUUUGCAAAAUACAGUGUGCUGAGUGCCUAUUUGAAUACAGUGGUAAGUUAACCAGUUAGUUUUUAUAAUGCAUUAUUUAGCAAAGGAUACACAAGUUUUAGUUGUAAGAUCAAUACUUACUUAUUGUAGGAUUGUAUGACCGACUGAACUAAUAUCAUGGGCAUUUUUCAGAGGAGUACUACUUGUUCCAAGAUGCAGUUUGAUACAGUUCACAUGAGCAAAAGCACUUGUUAAAGAAAAAAAGAACUUAAUGUCCAGCGUAUAUUUCAAUAAUUUAAUUUGUGCUAGAGUUUGUGUUUGCUUGUUGUUACAAUGCUCAUUAAGAUUUGUCAGAAUUUUAAUGAAAAGUCUCUUUUUUGGGUUUUGAUUACUUUUUAAAUGGUUCUCAUACUGCAGAACAGAACAGUAUUACUCCUCUGUGAAUCUUGUAUUUCUUUGUGUAUUGUUUUUAGCAUUAAAUAUUUUAUUGAAUUGCUGUGAUUUAUCUAGACUGAGUAUUGUGAAUGCUCAACAGACAAAAGAUUUGAACCUGAGCUACACAGUACCACUUGCAUUUCCUGACGUACGUAAAACAGAGAACAGACUGAUAGCAUGCUUGUCUUAUAUUCAGUUAUCCCAUGAAAUCUGCUUGGAAUUUUCAUAUGCAAUGGUUUUGAAGUGUGCUGAGACAUCAGAGUAAUUGUAUCCACAGAAAUAUCAGUUCCACAGAGCAUACAAACUUUAUAUCUUUGCAGCAAUGAUGAUUAUGAGUGGGACCUGUUUGUAAAGUAAAAUAUGUAAUUGUUACCAUCCCAUAAUUUCCAAUAGAAGUAAUUUUAUUGUUUAUCUUAACAAGAAAUUUCUAGUUGUUACAAUUUCUCAUUUUGUCUAAAAAUCUAAUCUCAGUGUUUCAGACAUAAUUUGUAAUCCUUCUGAGUCGAAAUCUAUAUACUUGCUUUAAUAUGUCUGCUAACAGAAUACAAGUUUGUUCUGUGAAGUGCACAAGUUAAUAAUAAUCAAGCAGAUUUCUGGGAUGACCAGACUCUAGUCAGUGAAAAGCACUUUCAUUGUUAGGUCCUUAUUUUCACACAUAUACCUCUCACAGCAAUACCAAGCUUCUUUUGUAUAAAUGUUACUUGUUUUGUUGAUUAGAGGACUUGCAAUUUUUAUAGGACUAUAUUUAACAGUAGAUCAAAACUGGAUCAUGGCACACAAAGUUGAUGUUUCUGUUAAUGCAAAUUCUUUAAAGUGUAUAAUGUAGGAAAUAAAUUGAAUUAAUAUUAUAUUAACAGAGAGAGACUCAAUAUAUAUGUUUUAAUUAUUACUAUUAUUUUGUACAAAAUCUUCUUAUUUAAAGAUGUGUUAAAUGACAUUGUUGUCAGAAAAUGUUAUAAUUCUGCAGCCACUAUUCAAAACACACAGAGAGAAGACUGAAAUAUAUGUAAUGUUUACUAUUUCCAAUUUCUGUACAUUAUCUCUCAUGUCACUUUCACAUUUAUCCUAGAACUGUGGAAACAUGCACUUCGGGGAUGAAAUGGCAGAGUUUUAGGUCCUUCAUAUUUGCUUGAAUUGUGUUAAUGUAAAGACUUUUAAAAAUUGUGGGUGAUAAACUGAUUUUUAAAAUUUAAGCCUGUUUGCACAUGUAAUUUACAAUGUACAGGUUACUGCUUGACAUGUUGGCUUGGGUUCCAAGUCAGUAAUUAAAAUAUUAACAGUUGACUGCUUAAGUCAAAUGUUGAGUGCACUUUGGUAAUUUCAUUUCUGCUUAUGGAACAUUUUGUUUGCAACUGCUCCUCCUUAACUUGUAAUCUGUACUGACAUUUCAUUUAAACUGAAACUUUUUAGGUGACCAGUCUUUCCACAAUAUCUUGUACACUAAAAAUGAAUCUGUUCUUUCCUUGCUCUUAGUUUAUCUUCAUUUUCAUUACUUUUCACUAAUUUCAUAAUUUUAGUUUUUGUAUAACUUUAUCUUGUCCACCUCUUUACCUGAGCAACCAUAGUGUCUUCACAGCCACUCAGUUUCAGUUCCUCAUACUGACAUGGAUUUAUUCUUGUUAUGAGGGCUGGAAUGUGGUGGACACACUCUUGUGAGGCCAACAGAGAAGCUACUUGAAUUUGAACUAGUUACACUGUGGCGUACAAAGCUGAAAACAAUUGGCAAAACAGUGCACUAAACUUGUUCCCCUCCAUACUAUAUCCAAUGAUCUUAGCUUAGGAUGACAGUUCGACCUUUCAGCAUUGUGGUCUUUGUGACCUUAUCAUGGUCUUAAUUGGUUUCGACAUAUUUUCAUUGCACAAAAUUUAUGCAGAAGGAAAUGCCCUUCUAUGAAGUGCUUUGUUUUUGGCAUCUGUUUCCACUGUUCACAUUUGCAGAAAGAGAUUUAUGUGGCUGUUAACUAAUUGUGUGCACUAUUGUUCUUUCUUUCAUGCUACAUUCUGAGUUGUUGAGGGGGAUAUGUUUGUCUUGAUUCUUCUUCACAGUGCCUGGCUGCUAAUUAGAUGUUUAUAUAGAAAUUUUGUUUAAGACAUACUGACAUGCUAGUGAACUAUAUCUUAAAGAGGAUGUGGUUACAAAGACACAGGGGAACAACUCUUUAACUCACACAAAGGAAAAAAUAGUGACUUUUAGUUUACUGAGGGCUUAGGCCAGUAAAAUAAGACAAAAAUCACAUAUCAAACUGGUGAACUAUAGACCAAGCUUAUGCAUUCUAAUUAGACAAAAUUUCAUGUCCAUCUAUGUAGUUUAAGGUCACACUUCAUCAUCAUUAUCUUUUUUGUCAGUAAUAUUCAUGUAAAGAUAACUGAGGAGCUUCUUGAUUGGAAAGUGGUGGCUCCAGUCUUGAAAUAUGACAAUGGCUGGGAGAGCCCCUCCAUAUUCACAUCCAGUGAUGCCUGUAGGCUGAGGAUGACAUGGGCCUUCCAGACCUAUUUGGACGGAGUUUAGUUUAGAUUUUUAGUACUCAUAUAAAAUCAGAGUUCAAAGUGCUAACCAUUACUGCAUGGAACCAUUAUUCCAAUCCUAUUUGGAUGGACUUCCGUUUUUUAAUACUGAUAUAAAAUCAGAGAUCAGAGUGCUAACUGUUACACCAUGGAACCAUAAGAUAAAACAUAGUUUUAGUGGUUAUUCAUAAAUUACUUCAUACAGUCUAUUGAAUAUAUAAGGGGAAAAAUAUGAUACACUAAUGACAAAGAUCUAGGAAAUUUGGCUGAGUAUGUGCAAGUUCCUUGCCACAUUAGAAUCAACAGUGUAUAUCACUUAGCUUUUGUUCUAUAGAGCUGUCGUGGGGAACAGCUUGGUGAUCCUAAUGUCCCUUCAGAUUAUUUUUUUCCCAUCGAGAAAAUCAUUACCAUAACUUGCUGGAACCUAGUAGUAGGGCUGUUCACUGUAUACUGCAUUUCAGAUGUUUUCUUUUCUAUUUCUAUCUAUAUUCAAGCACACAUUUACAAAUUAGGCAUAUUUUCAUGGAAUAAAUUAUAAAGGUAGCAAGUUUCUGUUGUAAAACUUGCCAAUUUUCUAAAUAAUAUCAUAAUAAUAAGAUAACGGAAAGUUCUAGUUGGAAUAUAAAUACUGGGACAUGUAAUGUUAACAACUCAUGAUGUAGGCGAGAUGUUGAACAACUAAUAUGCACAGAAACAAGACUGAAAAAGUUGCUAAGCUUCUGAUACAGGGUGCUACAAAUGUCUGGAGUGCAUUAGUGAGAGGUGGUAAUAUUUAUGUACAAGAAAAGUAAGAAGGAAAAUGGGGAAAGGUGCACAUAGGCCAAUAAGAGAGAAAACAGAGUAAAACAUCAUAUCAUUGUUUUAGUCCUGUUUAUAUACAGAUUGACUGCUCAGUGCGUCAAAUAUAUGAUGAGUUUUUAUCUUUAUUCCUUCCAUUAUCUGGAAACGUAUAUGACAUAUAAGAACAGUUUUUUGGCAGUGUGAAAGAUGAGAAAUCAUACAUGUGUAUUACAAAGAUCUAUAUAGUUUUACUCAUUCUUUACAACUAAGAAUUUUUAUAAAUUGUGUGCUCAUUUAGCACGUAACUGAUUAGGCUGAAUUUCAUCCAUAGGAAGAAGGUAGCAUACUUUCAGGAUAAACAGUGCAAUUUUAUUUGAAAAUAUGAUUGUGACAGCUUUGUUAUAUUCACUCUUCGUAUAAAUGUGUUGCCUUUUUAUGGGUCCUUCCUUGUGAAAAGCAAUUGUCUUCAACAGGUUAGAAAGUAUUUGAUUUGAAAGAAAGAUAAAUCACAUUGUAGAGAUCAGUCACAUGCUUUAUCACAUGUCUUUUCUAUUUAUUGAUCUGACAGAUGUACUAUACAGCUGUUGCUUCAUAGUGCUUGCAGAAAAGUAUAAAACUGCUAUGAAUGAAUAUGUGAACCAAAUACUAUUCACAUUAUUAUGUGUUGUCACUUGUGACUCAUUACUUCAUGAGUGAAGGCAGUUGAUACUGAGGUCUGAGUCAGACUGAUACUUAAGACUACAUACAGCUAGAUGAAGGACAAUUUACCAGCUUGAAAUGCAAGAUAAGGUUUGUAGAUACAAGUAAAAGAAAAAGUAAUCUUGAAACAAGAGCCUCUUUCUUUUGAUCACUUAAUUAUACAAACCUUCACCUGCUCUUCAUUUCGUUUCUUCCAAAAAGGAAAGGGGCAUUCAGCACCAGAAGUUGUAAACAGAGGCUUUUUUUGUGUUUGUGGAGAUUUUGCUGCAAUCAGUCAAUCAGAAUUUAUUGUUCCUUGCUAUGCUUAUAGGUCCUCUCAUGUGCACACUGAAUUUUAUUUUUCUGUUACUACUUGCAUUGUAUAAAAAAAACCAUUCACCAUUAAUUGUUUAUAUCUGGCAGCUGAAACUUACUGACAAAGCCUAUACUAUUCACAAUUGACUUGCACUCUGUUGGACUUAAGCAGUUACAACUGUCAUACAAAAAUUAAAUUGAAUUAGAAUGUUAAAGCUAAGAGAGUUUACAUGUGAUGAGUUAUACCUGUGAAAGUUUAACGUGCCUUCAAAUGUUAACCAAUAAUACUAUUUCUUGUAAACAGUCCAAACAUUCCUUUGCUGCAUACAAUAGAAACUUGCAAAGUUACUGGAUAAGUACAAAUCCCAAGUUACAAAUAAAUGAUAAUGAAGACACAAUAUCUGUUUAAAAAAUAAGUAAUUACUCUUUUCAUAUGCAUGGUACAGUUCCAGGCAAGGAAGAAUAUUUAUUAUUUGAUAGUAAGCAAGAGCUGGCCUUAGCAGAAAAUAUACCCACUUGAGAGAAAUUUCCCUUAUGAGUGCAGAAUAUUAUUAGUCACUCAUUAUAAAAUCUCUUUACAGAUUGAUUGUGAAAGUUUCAUGCUUAUGCUUGGAGAUCUUUCCACUUUUAAUUAUUUAUGUAUCACAAGUAGACACACUAAAAUAUUUUCCCGUGGUAUUUUUCUUGCCAUGGCUACCUAAAUUGCAUUUGAUGGUUUUUUUGUGACCAGGCAUACACUUCACCCUCUGUUAGCUUACUGGUAAUUUUUACAAUGGAAAAAUAAUGUCUUACUAUAACAUUACAAUAAAUUUUUUAUUUAUCCCUCUUUUGGAUAACAGUGGACCAAUAAGAAUCUGACUUUAAAUUUAAAGUGUCAUUUGCUUUUAAUUUUGGCCCUUAUUGGUGCUGUGGGAUUAUAUUUCAAUGAAAGACAAAGUGCCUCAUUUCUUCCAUAAAUUGACACCUUCUUUGUCAAUACACAGGAAAUUUAAAACAAAUUAGAUCAGUCAAAGAAAAAGGGCAGCAUUAUGUGAUAUGUUGAGUGCUAACAGAUGUUUAUAAAUUGCAGUUGUUUCAAAGAAAAUGCCUUUUGCAUGCUGCACAUCAAAAUUUUUAUUUUUAUUUAUGCACUCAGAUGCUUUUCCUCAUCUGGCAGUUUCCUUAGAUGCAGUGAAUUAGAAGUUACCUGACACCCACUGGAGAUGCCUUGUAAAAAAGGAAAAACAUGUAUGGGCACAUAAAUAAAAAUAAAAAUUUUGAUGUGCAGCAUGUAAAAGGCAUUUUCUUUGAAACAACUGCAAUUUACAUACAGCUGCUGCAGAAAUGGUCACUACAAGAAAAGUGUUAACAGAUGUUUGUUUUGUUUUCAUAGUUCUUUUGGUGUAAUGACAAGUAUGCAGAUUUGAUAUUAAAUAAUGAAUCAGGAUCAAUAUGAUGGUUGAGCUAAGGAAAAAAGACCAAAGUACAUUUGCAUCACAUCACACUGAUACUAUUGAAGUUUUUGAACUGUAAUUUCUCUUUGCAUUUGGAUCGAAUUUCUCACUUAAAGUGGUCAAUACAUUUCUUUUGCUUUAAUACCUGAUUUUAAGAUUACGAUUGAUCAAAGAUAAGGGUGAUUGAUUAUGUAUCACAGUUUUAUGUUAAAAGACUGAGUUUAUAGAUGAGUGUUAUAGUGACUAUAGAGUUUGAGGUAUAUUACUUAUUGUAGCAGUUACUCAACAUAAAAGUAUGUUGGAUAUUGUUUUGUUAUCUGCACAUCUCAAAUUCAGAAAUAAAUGACCAAAUUAUUCAGUGGUCUUCAAUGUCUACCUCAUAAAACAAUACCAUAAGCUAUUGUUAGAAGUGCUAUCUGCUGAAAUUGAUGAUAUUUUGUACAUAAUGAUGACAGAUUUCAUGGAAACUAUUUUAUAAUAUACACAAACAAUUUUAAUUAUGACACUAUAUAGGAAAAAGAAAACAUAAAAAUGUUGCAUGAUGUGAUAGAUGAGGACACUAUUUGUAAAUUCGUGUGCUGCACAAUAGAGUGUGUAAAUACUGGGAGCUACUUCUAUUAUCAAAUUAAUGUGUUUCUGAACACAUUUUACACUUGAAAUUAAUUGCAGUUUGCUGCCCAUAGCAUCAGUCUCGAAAGGUUAUUUAUGACAAUUAUAUUGAAAUUACAGAGUUUCUGUCUGUCGAAAUUCUGAAAAGAAUGAUAAGAGUGAAUGUUUUUCAUUCUUUUUCUAAAGUUGUAAAAAAUUUGGGUGUUUCUUCCUGUGAAGAUGGAUACCAACACAAUUGGAAAUGCAGUCUAUGUGAUGUGUAUUUUUGGGUGUGUACCAGAUGUGAAAAACAGAUUAAACAAUAGGAAAAUUAGAAUCAUGACUGAGAUUCAAAAUGUGAGCAUUGUGAUGGGCUGCAAGAUAAUAAUAUUAGUGGGAGACUCAGCUCAGAAUAAUCUGUUUAAUAUUCAGUCUAUCCUGCAUGAAGUAUAAUGUUUUAUAUUUUUUUGGUUUACACCCAACAAAAUUGCAGUAAAGAGUUUGCAAGUCCAUUGAAAUUCAUAAUUUAUUAGAAAAAUAAGACCAUGUUACCACUACCUGCCUCUUGGUGUAACUGUGGUUUUCAUUAUAACUAAUUUAUAUUUUAUCACUCAAACAUUUCAGUAUUUAUUAUUACUGUCUUCACAAUAAUCACCUCAGCAGAAAAAUUGAGAUAAUUUCUGGAUAACAAAUGUGUUCUGUAGAAAAGUAGAGAAAAAAAAACUUUUAGUACUAUUACAACAUUAUAAUUUCUGACAUAGGAGAACUGUGGUAUUUAAUUGUCAUUUACAAUGGAUUAAUAAAUUUAUAUUUUAUUCACUGUGUAGAAACAGUUUGUUAUUUAGUAUUAAGGUUUAUGUGCUGCAGAUUAAAUUGAGCUGAUCUCUGCAUUGUUGUUUGACAUUUUUUAAGUCAACUUGUGCCUUAACAUUGUAUCAUGAGUUCAUCCACAUUUGCAGCAUAGUUCACUUUAAGUUGCAUGUCCUUCAUUUAUCACUCUUUGCUGAAAAUCAACUGGCCUUGCUCAGAUUAAUAGAGCAGAUUUUGCAGCUGUGUGGUUACUGUUGUCUUAAAACCGAUAUCAGCAUCAGAAAACAUGCUACACUCAAAAGAUCAAAAUAAAUUUCUCUUUGCUGUUGUGUAAAGUGAAAUAUAUAUUUCAGAUGAUACUUUGUCACUUGCCCUGUGUUGGUUCAUAGAUAUUAGCUGAAGACAAAGUCUCACCAUAAGCAUUUUCUUAGGUCACUUGCAAAAAUAAAUUAAUUUUUUUGUGUACUGGAAACUACGUAUGUCAAAUGAUAGUUCUGCUAAUUUGCAGACUUAUCAACAGUUACACAAAAUGUUUGCUAGUCAUAAGAAAUAAUAAAGUAUAUGACAAAAAAAUAACGAGUAUAAAGGCUGAAUUUCACUGUUUCUCACACAGCAAAAUAAUUCUCAAAAAUAUUUAAUUAUUGUGAUGACAGGAAAGAGUGCAGAAUCAUUUGCAGUUGUUGUUAAUUAAAAUAAGCACAAAAAACACACUGAGAUGUGCUGCAUGUCAAAGUAUUGUUCUUUGUGAAAGCCUGCCAAAACAAACAAGAUUCAAUGAUAAAUAUAUAUAAUUUUUUAAAUGAAAAAACCCCUUCUACAUCUGUUUCUGUUUGCAGCAUAAAUACUGUGGUAAAUCUCUGUUUGUCUGUUUUUUAAGCGGUAUCUAUUUUGUGCUGAAAUGAAACUGAUACUUUGUGAGUAGCAAUACCUUGCAUUAUUUUAUGUUGGCUUGCAAGACUUAGGUUACCUAAUUCAGUGAAUUUUAAAUUUGUAAUCAAACAGGAGCAUUAUUUUGUUUUAAUAUGUUAUGUUGAUUGACACCAUAGUUAUUGUUGCUGGAUAUAUUUUUAUGGCUUUAAAUAAAAUAUUUGGUUUUUAAGCAAGUGUUUUAAAUUUCCAGUGUGUAAAAACAGUUAAACUGCAGUCUCACUGGGCUUAAGAGGAAUAUUUGUAGGAACAAUUAUACUAUCUUUAUUGUUGGAUAAAGGCUGAUUUUAUUGUAAUAAUGAAUAUUAAUUACACAUUAUUUUUAGAAAAUUAAUGACUCUUGCACUGCACUUUGUAAUGCAAAUAAAUGUUUGACAUGAGAA
Molecule: messenger RNA, 16364 nt
Organism: Schistocerca gregaria
Lineage: Eukaryota; Metazoa; Arthropoda; Insecta; Orthoptera; Acrididae
Gene: rib
Exons: 5
Coding region: 393-2276 (627 amino acids)
Biological process (GO): regulation of transcription by RNA polymerase II
Cellular component (GO): nucleus
Molecular function (GO): protein binding; DNA binding
Source: RefSeq, a predicted model, not a curated record